Messenger RNA from Toxotes jaculatrix (banded archerfish), 4599 nucleotides. It is a transcript of the gene gpc1b, whose product is annotated as glypican 1b. The record is from RefSeq and is a predicted model, not a curated record. Gene Ontology annotation, molecular function: fibroblast growth factor binding. Bases 546 to 2198 code for a protein of 550 amino acids. Gene Ontology annotation, cellular component: synapse; extracellular region; cell surface. Gene Ontology annotation, biological process: regulation of protein localization to membrane; negative regulation of fibroblast growth factor receptor signaling pathway; cell migration. The transcript has 11 exons. Lineage: Eukaryota; Metazoa; Chordata; Actinopteri; Toxotidae.
UCAGAAAACCCUGAGCUGGAAACGAGCUGCGGUAGCUGCCUGUGCGCACCUCUUUACUCAGAUCCCUGUGGGCCGUUAUAGCCGGUAGGCGUGCGGCGACAGAACCAGGCUGCACAGCGUGAACUAAAAAGCCCCCAACAGUGGAUUUAUGAGACAGGGAAUCUGCGCUUAAUCCUGAGCACGGCGUGAGAAGAUACAGUUAAUUUUGGGGGGAGCCAAAUAAAAAUAAUAAAAAAGGUCCUGUCCUGUCCACAUUGGCCCCCUGCGUUAGGACUGGGAAGAGACGGGACCUCCGCGCUGUGAAGAGUAGCUCCUGUGCCGUGCAGCAGUUCGCGGAGAGCAGCCACAGACUCAGCAGACGCACUGAAAGGGCAGGAGGCAGUGAGGAAGGUGGAGGAUAUUUUACGCACAGCAGCGCUCUGUAGCCCCUUUUGACACGCGGCUACUAACUGGGAGUCUCCUGCUCCGUGUAGGACUCACAACAGUCGCUUCGCCUCUUUGUCGGAUUUGCACUUGACUAAGUCCACAUACAGCGGUCGGCUGGGAUGGAUUCCUUCAUCAUAGCGGCUCUGGCACUGUGCUCUCUGACGGCACCAGCCUAUGGGGACAAAGGGACCAGCAAAGCCCGGAGUUGUUCGGAUAUCAGGCAGUUUUAUAGCGGGAAAGGAUACUCUCUUGAUGGUGUCCCUCAGUCUGAAAUAUCAGGAGAGCACCUGCGCAUCUGUCCCCAGGGUUACACCUGCUGCACUAGUGACAUGGAGGACAACCUGGCCAUGCUGAGCCGCAAGGAGAUGGAGGGACUUCUCAAAGAUGCUGGGCGAUCCUUACAGACCUCCCUCACUGGACAGUACAAGGUCUUUGAUGGUUACUUCAUGGAAUUGCUCAACCGCUCUGCACUUAGCCUACAGGAGACUUUCCCUGCGAAUUGGGGUUCAGUAUACACCCAGAACUCCCAGAUCUUCUCAGAGCUAUACACAGAUUUGAAGAACUACUAUCGAGGCGCCAGCGUCAACCUGGAAGAGGAGCUCAACGAAUUCUGGACCAGGCUGCUGGAGAAGCUGUUCUACCAGGCAAACAAGCAAUAUUUCAUAGGUGAGGACUACCUGGAGUGUUUGUCUAAGCAAAUAGAGACGCUACGGCCUUUUGGCGACACACCCCGUAUAAUCAAGGUGGUGGUCACACGCACAUUUGUGGCAGCACGUUCCUUUGUUCAGGGGCUGAUGGUCAGUGGGGAGGUGGUGCGCAAGGUGUCUCAGGUGCAGCUGAGCCAGGAGUGCAUGCGGGCCAUGAUGAAGAUGACUUACUGUCCCCACUGCCGCGGCAUGGCCUCCGCCAGACCUUGCGCCAACUACUGUAGCAACGUGAUGAAGGGUUGUCUGGCCAACCAGGCUGACCUCAACACAGAGUGGAGGCAUCUGGCAGAAACAAUGAUCCAGGUAGCUGAUCGCUUUGAUAGCCCAUCUGGUGUGGAUAGCGUGAUCCUCUCCCUUCCUGGUCGCAUAUCGGAAGCCAUGUUGACCAUGAUGGAUAAUAUAGAGACCAUCAACAGCAAGUUGUUCCAGGCAUGUGGCAGCCUCAGAGAGGGAGGAACCAGCAGCACCGGAGUUGAUGAAACCAUGAAGAGAGGGAGGAUUACAGUGGAGGACAGACUGGAAGCCAGCUCGAGCAAAAUAGACAAACUGGUGUCUGAUGUAACUGGGAGACUGAGGGACUUGAAGCCAUACUGGGUUUCUCUCCCAAGUAUGCUUUGCAGCGACAGAGUGGCCACUGGAACAGGUGCAGAGGACAAGUGCUGGAAUGGAAUGAACCGUGCCAGGUACCUUCCAGAGGUGAUGGGCGAUGGCUUAGCGAGUCAGAUCAACAACCCAGAAGUGGAAAUUGACAUCACCAAGCCAGACAUGACAAUACGUCAACAGAUAAUGCAGCUGAAGAUCAUGACGCACCGUCUGAAGAAUGCUCUCAACGGCCAGGAUGUGGACUUUCAGGACACCAGUGAUGAUGUCAGCGGUUCAGGAAGUGGCAUGUGCUCCGAAGAUAUGUGUACCCGGGGCCCACGCCUUGUAGACCCCAUCACCGACCAGCCCAGACGCUACCCCUACCCUCCAGAAAACAAGAAGGUGAAAGCCCUGGGCAACCAGAACCUCCCCUGCAUCACCAUUUACCUGCUUUCACUGCUCAUUUUUCUGCUCCGGCGAUAAUUGAGGGGGAAAUCUACCAACUGGGACUGAGUUUGGGACGCAGGGAUGGGGAGAGUCCGAAAGGGGAGGGAGGAGAAUUUGGGGUUAGUUACUUUGCCAAAACUAAGUAAUUAUAAGGAAACAACAACAAAAAAAAUCACUUGGAUGGACUUUCUUUUGGUUUUGGAUUAGAACAAAAUGGAAUUAUGAGUAUUCAGAAAUGUUUUGGUUCUGCUCUUGUCUUUUAUUUCUUGCUAUAUUAUGACACCAUUAGAGCUGGUCUUUUCGCAUCUUCUAAUGUUUUGUUUCUGGUGUUUGGGUUCUCUGAGAUUAUAUCUGUACCUAAGACAUGUGUAAGACUAUAUUGCUAACAGUAUGUCGGUGUUGACAUGACAGCGAGAGGGAGAAUGGGGCUUUGCAGUGGCACUCAGAUACAUAUAAUUGUGAUCCCACUCUUUUAAAACAGCACUUGUUAAAUGUUAAGUAGAAUUAUUUAUUUAUUAACAACUCACAGCAGACCCCAGAGUGGUUUAAUCACUCCCCAAUAUUUAUCGAAAAAGAACACAAACCACAAACUUAAAUGAAAUAAAAUAUUGAUGACUUUUACGGGAGGAUAAUCUGGACGUCACAACCCACCAGACCUCUUAAUGCAUUAAGCCUCACAACGUUGUUACACUUACGCACACUCUCUCGCAGGGAGGAUGAGAGCACUCCGCGUCAGCACUUUUUUCCAUUUAAGCUGUAAUAAUAGCCGUGAUCACAUUCACACUGACAUGAUCGUCUAAUGUAGAAGUAACAUGACCCACCAUCCACCACUCCAUCAACCCACUCAUCCCUACACCCCACCCCCACCCCCACCCCCAACCCCCUCACCACCACCACCACCCCUGCUGAGGCAGAUCUCCCUCUCUCUCUCUCUCUCCAAACCCUGCUGGCAGUGUAGGAUCAACUCGAGAGUCUGGUGUAAGCAAAACACAUGCUAGGCCGGGCCAGGUCUCAGAUGACAGCAGCGUCCCACUAUAGAGCACUGUAUGUGGAGUGGGGGUGUCGGUUAAAGAUCGCCCUCGCAGCAAAGGAUUGACAGUUUUUGAUUUUGGAAAUGUGUAGCAGAACAGAAACAUAUACAGAAGCAGAAACACUGCUGUCAUGUAGCGCUUUUUUUUUUUUCAGUAUUCCUUUCAUGUGCACAGCAAAGCAAAAAUAUGAUAUGCAUAAUUUUGUGUGCUCCCUGCAAAGGCCCAGUGUUCCUGUGAUUAGCAUCAUAAUUGCAACCAGCAGUGUCAUAAGUUUUUGUCUAAUUGCAGCAAUGAUCCAUAUCACAGUAAAAGCCAUACCAUGCACGUCUUUCAGUAGUUCUACUAUUUCUAUGGCAGACACAGCAGUGUACAUAGUUUUGAUUGCUUCUUUGUUGUUUUCUAGAGAAAAUAGUCAAUUAGGUAUCAAGAUUUUAUAAUGGCCAGACACAUUGUAUGCUAUAACUCUGAUUUCCUUCAUCAUCUGUCAUAGUGUAUUCAUAUCUGCCUUCCAUUUUUCUGCAACUUUUCUAUACCAGUGCCUCUUUUUUUCCACCUCCCCACCAACUCCCUCUACCCUUCUCCUAGCUCAUCAGUUAUUAUGACCUUUAAAACGUUCCUCAUGCUUCUACAUGAUGGCAAGGCAAUAUGACAAUGACACAGUGCUUCAUUAUGUGUCAACCUUAGUGGGAAUGUUGUGGGAACACAGUGUGAGGCUUUUCCUGAUGAGAAGCUUGCUGGGGAGGAAACACGUACCACAUUUUAAUUCAAAGAAAUGUCAAAGCUCUCAUUUAAGAACGCUGUGUGCAGGAUGAUGGGACGAUGCAUGCAUGCGUGUACGUGUUGAUGUGUCUGUGUGCGAAUGUGCGCUGAUUGUCUUUGAUUGAUAGGGAAAAAGAGGGGACGGACGAUAGAGCCUUUAAAAAUCUUGCUUGGAUGCCACAGAAAUGAAAUGUAUUAAAAUGUGUUGGACGAACAUUGUAUGACAGAGUGCUAUUCAACAGAGCAGUGGGAGAUUAAUAUAGCUAAUUUUUCAAACAUGGUAUUUUCAGCCUGCUACUGUAAUAACUCCCAGUCUAUACUGAUGCUGUCUGUACUUGUCAGUGUUGUAUGUGACAGAGAAAUGGAAUGUGGAGGAUGCAAACAGACAUGCCUUUAAAAGUACAUUAUUGCUUCAGUUGUACACUUGGACAAUCCACUAUAAUUCAUUCAGUGAAAAAGAUCUAUAUGCAUCUGAUGAAGUAGUUUGGGACUCUGUCAACGUUUUAGAAGCACAUCUGUUAGAUACUUGGUUAAAUACUGCUCUGAAAAUGGGUGAGGUUGUUGUCAUAUGUGUCACCUGACAGGUUGUUAUGAUGGUAUUUUCUGUCUUUGACAUGCUUUAUUAAUGAAUGCUUUGUUGCUCUGUG